Molecule: messenger RNA, 4004 nt
Organism: Thlaspi arvense
Lineage: Eukaryota; Viridiplantae; Streptophyta; Magnoliopsida; Brassicales; Brassicaceae
Source: the annotation of a GenBank genome assembly
UCCAUAUAUCUUGAAUACGCAACAAACUUUCAAAGCAUGAUUGAGCAUUUGAGAUCAUCAUUAUAUAUAUACAAACAACAACAAUAAAUAUUGACCUACUGUAUCUUUGCUUCCGCAUUAAAAACAUAACUGAUUGAAGAUUUUUUUUUAGUAUUCUUAUAUUCUUAGCAUCAUUUGCAUUCACAAAUAGAAGUUAGAAAAAGGAACUAAUGAAAUAUGAUUAACAAAUGAGUGCGACUUUGCCUCCUUUCAAUGCCCAAUUUCUUGAAAUUCUGGCUGUUCUGCAUCCAAGUAUUAAACAAUCAAUUCUUUACAUAAAUUAAAAAGCAAAAGACAGCUACAUUUAUUAUGAGGAAAAAAGAAGAAGAAGCAAAUUGAUCAAAAACUCGUUUCACUUUUACCAAACCUGAAUAUAAUCUGUCCAUGUUUAUAGAUUCUUAUUGCUUUCACUUCCAACGAUAGAUUUUGCUUCUUUUUAUCCUCUGAUUUCUCGGACCUUCUCCUAUCAAAGCAAGGGGGGAAAAAUAUAUUCUAAUGGCAGCAGAGAAACCGAGCUCGAAGAGGCAAGCAUGGUGAAAAAGACAAAACACAUCCUUUCAUCAGUCAAAAAAGAUGUUCGUUCUGAAAACUCGUUAAUCUUAUUUUCUUAUGCAGGUUUUGUACCACAGGCUUACCCAGUGACAUCGAAAUCGAAGUCGAUGAUAUGACGUUUCAUCUUCAUAAGCUUCCACUGAUGUCCAAGAGCAGAAAACUUCAUCAGCUGAUAACAGAGCACAAGCAGAGACUAGAGGAGAGUGACAAAAAUCGGAAACGCCAUGAACAAGAAGAAGAUAAUAACGAUUAUCUUCACAUUUGGCUCCAGAAUUUCCCAGGAGGUUCGGAGACUUUCGAAAUGGUGGUAAAGGUAUGCUACGGCGUCAAAGUCGACCUCUCUGCUUCCACAGCUGUUUUACUCCGGUGCGCCGCCGAGGACCUGGAAAUGACAGAAGAGCACUCACCAGAUAACCUAAUCUCAAAGACGGAGAGGUUUCUCUCACACUCCGUCUUCAAUAGCAUACAAGAAUCCAUCAAGGCGUUGAAAGCUUGCGAAUCAGUCUCUCCUGUAGCCGAAUCGAUCGGUAUAACGAAACAGUGCAUAGAGUCAAUCAUCUCCGGAGCUUCAUCAGCCGAUCCUUCAUUGUUCGGUUGGCCGAUAAACAACGGAGGCUCGACGAAAUCGGCCGAUACAAAACGGAAGAAACAGAGCAAGGAUUCGAAAUUGGACCUGUGGUUGGAAGAUCUGACGGAAUUAAGCUUUCCGAUCUUCAGACGUCUGAUCGUAGCCAUGAAAUCAGGAGAUCUGAGUCCCGAUGUAGUAGAGAGCUCUCUGAUUCGUUACGCGAAGAAGCAUAUUCCCGGAAUCUCGUCGCGGUCAUCAUCUUCCUCAACGAUAGCCUCCGAGAACUAUCAAAGAGAAUUGUUGGAGACGAUAAUCUCAGAUCUUCCGUUAGAUCACGCCUCCACAGCCGCGACGACGAGAUCUCUCUUCGGAUUGUUACGAUCCGCCAUCAUCCUCAACGCCUCCGAGAGAUGCCGGACGUUGCUGGAGAGAAAAAUUGGAUCGAAGCUGGAGAAAGCCACGAUCGACGAUCUGCUCAUCCCAAGCUACUCGUAUCUCAACGAGACGUUAUACGAUAUUGAUCUGGUGGAGAGACUCUUAGGGCAUUUCCUCGAAAUCGCUGACGUAUCUUCAUCGCCGACGGUGGUUGGGAAACUCAUCGACGGAGUUCUGGGUGAAAUCGCGUCGGACGCUAAUCUCAAACCGGAAAAUUUCUACAAGUUAGCGGUUUCGCUUCCUGAUGAAGCAAGGCUAUACGAUGACGGACUCUACAGAGCCAUCGAUAUAUAUCUCAAGGCACAUCCAUGGAUGUUGGAAGCAGAGAAAGAGAAGAUAUGUAGCGUAAUGGACUAUCAAAAACUAACGCUUGAAGGUUGCACGCACGCCGCGCAAAACGAGCGUCUGCCGCUACGAGCCGUCGUGCAAGUCCUAUUCUUCGAACAAUUACAGCUCCGGCAAGCAAUCGCAGGGACGUUAGUUCUAACGUCAGUGACGGAGGAAGAAGGAAACGUGGAGUUUGGGGUAUGGGAGCAAACGGUGAUGGAGAAUCAGUUGCUUCGCUUGGAUAUGGAUACGAUGAGGACGCGUGUGUACCAUUUAGAGAGAGAAUGCUUGAGCUUGAAGAAAGUGAUCGCGAAGAUCGACAAGGUAAGUUCGUCGGAGGCUAACGAUCGGGCAAGAAAGUGGUCAUUCAGCAAGAAUUUCGGAUGCAAAUUCAAGGCACAGGUCUGUGAUUCGCAUGAGGCAACGAUGGUCGAUCGAAGAUGUCAACGGUAAUAUUUAUAGCAUAUACGUAUUCAGAACAUAUUGUGCUUUUUAAUUUGUAUUUGUGUGUAUCAUAGUAUAUUUUUACAGAAGAUUGAUAACUUUAGAAAGGGGGAAACGUAUACUUUUUUAUUCAACGUAAUUUAUGCUUUUUGUCAAUCAUUUUUUACAAUGAAUUGUAUUUUUUGUUUUUUUGUCAAUCAUUUGUUUUUAACGUUUUUCAAUCAUUUGUUUAUUUGUUUUCGGCUUAUCUCUAAAAUAAUUGAGGAUAUACCCAACGGAAUCGGUCAACCGGAAGGUAAUUCUGACACGUGGCGAUUUUACCUAUCUCCCUGGUAUAUUAUCCAAUCAAAAGAGGACACGUCAGUUUAACACAAUUGGUCAGCGGCGGUAAACUAGCGAACAAUUGAGGGAGAAAAGAACAAAAAGCUAAUUUGCAAAAGAGCAGCGAAGCGUGAGAAGACAAAUCCUACUGGAUAAUAGGCUGAACCCAGCUGGAGGAAUAAUUUUUCUUAUAAAAGAGAAAUAAAAAUAACCUCAAAAAUCAUUAAUUGUCUUUUUGAAACGAAUAUCGAUUAUCGUUUUUGAUUUCGGCUGAGGGAAAGAAGAAAAAAAGAAAGAGCAAUAAUAAUGGGGCGUGUGGAUUAUCUGGCGAUGAAGACCGACGUCGACACGGUUGCCCUCGUCAAUUCCGACGUGGAGGAGCUCAAGAUCGCCGCGAAGAAACUGGUCAGCGAUAUCUCGAAGCUCGGUGGAUUAGGCUUUGGUGUUUCCUUCGUCAAAUGGAUGGCUUCUUUCGCUGCCAUUUACUUGUUGAUAUUGGAUCGUACCAAUUGGAGAACCAAGAUGCUUACAUCGCUCCUUAUACCAUACAUCUUCCUUACCCUUCCUGGUGUGAUUUUUAACUUUCUCAGUGGAGACGUUGGGAAAUGGAUCGCUUUCGUCGCAGUUGUACUCAGACUUUUCUUCCCAAAGCAUUUCCCAGAUUGGCUUGAGCUGCCUGGUUCUCUGAUCCUCCUGCUCGUAGUGUCUCCGCACUUUCUUGUUCACCACAUACGCGGGACGUGGAUCGGAUCUGUCAUAAGCCUUUUCAUUGGAUGUUACCUUCUUCAAGAACAUAUCAGAGUAUCGGGUGGGUUCAGGAACUCGUUCACGCAGCCACGUGGAGUAUCAAACACUGUUGGGAUCAUCCUUCUUUUGGUCUACCCUGUUUGGGCUCUUAUCAUUCGUGUCGCGUAAAAAUCCACACAUCGAUCCUUUCUUCCAUCACCAAGUUGUGUUCUUCUUGCUCAAAUAAAAACUUCGUGCCAAGAAAAAAUCGGAAAAUCUUUGGUGUUUGUGUCUUCUGGUUCUGUUACAUACUACCCAUAUACUACUACUACUGCGUCAAGCUCAAUCAAUGUUCCAUAUGUAAGAAAAGAAUCUCAUUUUUUUUAUUUACAACUAUUUGUUUGUUCUGAAAAUUUGUUUCCGAGUAAAUUGAUUUAUGGAUGCCGUUUCGUAUAUUCAGCCGUGGAAUGUAUGUCGUUUUGGUAUAGAUAGAGAAGAAUGAACUACACGCUGUUUCAGACUUAAAAACUAGUCUUCGUGUCGUUUGUAAUACUGUAAGGAAAUCAAUAAUUAUGAAUUUGCACGUGCGGAA